This is a messenger RNA of Neurospora tetraspora, 1596 nucleotides long. RefSeq lists its product as uncharacterized. The record is from RefSeq and is a predicted model, not a curated record. The transcript has 3 exons. Gene Ontology annotation, molecular function: acyltransferase activity, transferring groups other than amino-acyl groups. Gene Ontology annotation, cellular component: nucleus. Lineage: Eukaryota; Fungi; Ascomycota; Sordariomycetes; Sordariales; Sordariaceae. The coding region runs from base 1 to 1596 and encodes 531 amino acids.
AUGCCAGCCAUCCUUGAGGACCCCUCCGCCGGAACCAUCUACCGCGUCUCUGGAGCGGCUCCCUAUCCAGACCCUGCUCACCCUUCUUUCCCGCCCACCAUUGUCCCUCGCCAUGUGACUCUGCGGGAUCGCCAGACGAUGGCUACCGUUGUCCCCUUUGCCUCGCGCCAUCAGGUACCCGAUUCCCUGUUGCACUAUCUCCAUGAUCAGUUUAACAAGGAAAUCGAGGGUGGUGACACCUAUCCCAUGAUGGAUGCCAUGCCCUUCGACAAGUUCGCCGACUACUGGUUCCAAAACUUUGCCGGCGUCAUGCUUCUCGGCCAGAUCGAGCGCGGCGAGGACAUUGUCGACAACAAGAACUGGUCGACCGAGUGUCUGGGCACCUUCUACAUCAAGCCCAACUACCCUGGCCGCAGCAGCCACAUCUGCAAUGCCGGUUUCAUCGUGACGGAUGCCUCCCGCAACCGCGGCGUCGGGCGUCUCAUGGGUGAGACCUACUUGGACUGGGCACCCAAGCUGGGCUACACGUACUCGGUCUUCAACCUCGUGUACGAGACCAACGUGGCGUCGUGCAAGAUCUGGGACGGCCUGGGCUUCAAGCGCAUUGGCCGUGUCAAGGGGGCCGGCAACCUCAAGAGUUACCCGGACCGUCUGGUGGACGCCAUCAUCUUUGGGCGGGACUUGGGCGACGCGGCAGGUAACGAAGAACUUGUGAGUGAAGAGCGUUUCGACAAGAUCAAGUUCUAUCUCAAGUACGGCCGCUAUCCGAACGGGGCUGACCGAGCCGAGAAAAGCAGGCUUCGUAGCGCCGCGACUCACUACAAGCUGGUCGACGGUGACGUCCUCAUGCUCAAGGACAAGGAGGUCAUCUCGGACCCGCGCCGCCAGUACGACAUUGCGAGAGAGGUGCACAACCAGUCGCAUGCGGGCAUCAACAGAACCACGGCCACCAUUGCGGAGCGCUACCACUGGAGUCGCAUUAAGGAGACGGUCUCGGAUGUAAUUAGGAACUGUUCCGAAUGCAAAGAACUGGGAAAGUCUUCAUUGUCAUCAACGUCCCAAGCUCAGCAGCACCAGCACCAGCCUUCCUUGUCUAACAUCAUGACCACAACGUCCAGCGGCAUAAAGCGUCCGAAUCUUAGCCCGCCCAUUGGGGCCAGCAGCUCCAAGCGAUCAUCUCCCGCUCCAUCUCCUGGCUUUGUCCCGGUUGGUGAUACUGUCACCAUAGGUGAUCAGCCCAGGACGCACCCCAUACCUGCCUUGCCGCCCGAGCCACCAUCUCACAUAGAUCCCUAUGCUGCCUCGUCGCAUCACUAUAACCAGAGUCAUCCGCAUUUUACUGAUGCCAGCGGUCAUCAGAUCUCCAUCUUGACAUCCCCUUCCCCCGGUCCUCCCAUGCAACCACCGUUCAGCAUAACCCCUUUACUCGUCACGCGGCGCAUGAAAGUCCAAUGCUACCACACCAUCCUUCCCCUCCUCCACAUCACCACCAUCAUUACCCACCUCCCUAUCCUUCCCACCCGCAUCAUGAACCGCAACAUCACUCUCCUCAUCAUCCGCACGUCUCCUUGCCCCCCAUUAUCGAUCCACAAAUGA